This is a messenger RNA of Ipomoea nil (Japanese morning glory), 1260 nucleotides long. RefSeq lists its product as uncharacterized. The coding region runs from base 1 to 1260 and encodes 419 amino acids. NCBI's taxonomy places the organism in Eukaryota, Viridiplantae, Streptophyta, Magnoliopsida, Solanales, Convolvulaceae. The transcript is spliced from 2 exons. The record is from RefSeq and is a predicted model, not a curated record.
AUGGUGGUCGUCUUAAGACACAUGGAAUUGGAUAUAUUUGGAUAUAUUGGAGGGGUUGUUAACAGUUUUCAUUUAGACAUUGAUUUGUGGGGCAUGAUGACUCUUAGGGAUACAGUUGAGGAGUUGGGAUACAAUAUGUUAGACACCUUUAAAUAUUUCACCCCUACUGGUAGUGACACCCUAUUUGAAAUAAGUAAUGAUAGCGAUUGUUGGGCUAUUUGCGAUGUUGGAAUGUUUCCCAAAGAGAUUGAGGUUUGGGUAGUAGGUGGUGUAGAAGGUGAUGAUGAAGCACCAUCAGUAGAAAGUGAGGGUGAUGAAGAAUCUGGGGAUUUUUUAGAUGACUUUGAGAACAGUGCUGAUGAAGUGGGAAAUGAUGACCAAGAGUUUGAGGCCAAUGUUGAUAACAAUGUGGAGUUUGAUGGGGUAAGAGAAAGUGGACAACCUGUAGCUGGGGUAAGAGAAAGUGAACAACAUGUUGAUGGGGACAGUACUAGGGUUGUAGACAAUGAUCAUGGUCUACAAUUGUCUGAUGAAGAUAGUGGUAAGGACAGUGAUGAAGAAGGCAAAAUGAAAUGGCCAGAAUUUAGGUCUACCACUCAAAUGCGUACCCCAAAAUUCUGUGUUGGUUUAACAUUUGCAUCAAAGGUAGAAUUCAAAGAUGCAGUCCAUAAUUAUGGUUUCAACAAUGGUAAGGAAUUGAAGUUUAUUAGGAAUGACAAAGAGAGGGUCUAUGUUAGAUGUAAACAAGUUGGUUGCCCUUUCAGAAUUAAUCUUUGGAAAGUUAAAAAUGCCUUGUCAUGGAGAAUUGCCAGUUAUAAUGAAUUGCAUGAUGGCUGUGGUUGGGUUUAUGAGAACACCAUGGUUAAAUCAACUAGGAUUGCAAAGAGAUGGAUGAAAGAGAUUGGUGGCAACAGCAACUGGACCACUGCAGAAUUUAGAGAGAGGGUUAAAGCAGAUGAGGGGUUUGAUUUGUCCACCAAGCAAGCCUAUAGAGCUAUGAGAAAGGCAAAGGAAGUCAUUGAAGGUGAAGCUAUUGAAUUUUUCAACAAAAUAUGGAGCUACAAGUUGGAGAUUGAAAAAACAAACCCUAACACCACAUGCAAGGUGAAGGUAAGUGACUUACUAUAUGAUGGAAAACCUAGGUUUCUAAGGAUGUAUUUCUGCUGGGAGGCUUCAAAGGAUGGAUAUAAGUUCUUAUCUUCCCACUGGCUUAUGCCAUUGUUGAAGGAGAAACCAAGGAUUCAUGGAUCUGGUUCUUGA